Molecule: messenger RNA, 480 nt
Organism: Umbelopsis ramanniana AG
Lineage: Eukaryota; Fungi; Mucoromycota; Umbelopsidomycetes; Umbelopsidales; Umbelopsidaceae
Exons: 1
Coding region: 158-343 (61 amino acids)
Source: RefSeq, a predicted model, not a curated record
AAUGUCACCCCCCCCCUCCCUAAACCAGGCUCAAGAAGAUAGGAGCAAAAACAUCGCAUCGCGUUUGGAAGUGGCAUAGUUUUGAUGAAAGCCAGACGAUGAGACUCAACCGAACGCGAGCAAAGAAAGGAAACCGUGGUGCGGUCAUCUCGCGCCAAUGAAGACGAUAAGUUUACCGGCUUGGAAAGACGCCUUCGUCUAUAGUGUGUGGAUCCUUUCCAGCAUACUUUUUCAUUCCAUCAAUUCUAAUGACACUGUUUCUUCUCUUCACUUCAGUACGGUCAUUAUUUCAAGAUUUAUUUUUUUUCUAUUUGAAAAUUAUUUCUACAUCACGAACUGGUAAAAUUCAUUGCAAUCUUGUUUUUUAAAAAUAAUAUCGAAUAAACAGCAUGUUUGUCUUGGUUUGGAAAUGCGUCGAAGGGAGAAACACGAUGACAAAGAUAAGUUCAGUACAUAGGUACGGCGUUGAGAAAAACGACU